UUGAAGUAUUUAAAGUGUUCUGUUUUGUUUGAAUACAACAUGUGCUUGUGUGCUCUUGUUAAAUAGUUAAGUUUAUUUCAUUACGAUGCAUUGGAUUCUUUCUGCAGUCAUAAGCCUGUGCAUUGCAGAAGUAGCAUGCUAUCCAUCUUUUCAAUAUUCCAAAUGGCAACAAUGUUGACCAUCCAUGUCAACCGAAUGUGAAAUGGCAAGGUGUUGGACAUUUGAAAAAAGAAGGUGGUGGUCCAAGAAAUCCUUUUGGUUUAGAUUUUUCUGCUAACAAUAUGGUAUGGGACACAACUCUGUGUCAAAUGGAUUCAGAUGGGGAUGGAAUGACGAAUGGCUAUGAAUUAGGAGACCCAAAUUGUGUUUGGGUAGCAGAACAAGGAAUUACACCGGAGAGGGUCAUAGACAUCACUCACCCCGGAAUCUGUGAUCCUUUUAAUGCUCCACAAUGCUAUCAAGCGAACAAUAACUUCACAAUAUCAUGUACACCAACUCAAUUUAACUGUCCUGCAACUCAAGAUACUGGUGUUAUCAGUUACACUUACUCUCUCCCUCCGACACCAGUACCGGUUAAGGAAACAACAUAUAUGUGCAUGGUAUUUGAUUUCCCACAAGGGCAAGACAUUCACCAGAUUGCCUAUGAACCAGCUAUAGAUAACGCAAAUGUGAUGCACCAUAUGACGAUCAUGGGGUGUAUGCCUGGGCGUAUGUAG
This is a messenger RNA of Mytilus trossulus (common blue mussel), 716 nucleotides long. RefSeq lists its product as uncharacterized. Lineage: Eukaryota; Metazoa; Mollusca; Bivalvia; Mytilida; Mytilidae. The record is from RefSeq and is a predicted model, not a curated record. The coding region runs from base 282 to 716 and encodes 144 amino acids. Gene Ontology annotation, molecular function: copper ion binding; oxidoreductase activity, acting on paired donors, with incorporation or reduction of molecular oxygen, reduced ascorbate as one donor, and incorporation of one atom of oxygen. The transcript has 5 exons.